This is a messenger RNA of Prorocentrum cordatum, 2114 nucleotides long. The record is from the annotation of a GenBank genome assembly. Lineage: Eukaryota; Dinophyceae; Prorocentrales; Prorocentraceae.
GGCUCUUCCUCCUCACGAUCCCUCCUUCUACCACCCCUCCAUGAAGGGGAAAGGCUAGCAUCCCGGCCUCACAGGAGAGCUGUCGGGCCAAGUUGGUGCCUCGCCAGCACGGCCGGGGAAACAACAAAAAACGAAAUGGAGGACGGAAAGCACCCGCGGAAAAAAAGGCGGGGCCCUCCGACGAGGGGGAAGGGGAAGGAGGAGGCGGAUAAUAUCGGAAAGAGGAGGAGAGAAAGAGGAGGAGGAGGAGGCGCCUCGCCGAAGAGCGGCUCCCCUCUCUCGAGGGCGGGCGGGCAACGGCGAUGGGCGCCGCCGGCGGCAGCGUCAGGGGCACAAAUGGCGUGACGGGCCCCGGGGCUCGGGACCCACCUAAGCUGGGAGGUCACUUUGCGUGCCUCUUGAGAGGGCCAGACAUAAAAUCAGAGUGCGCCCUCCGGGCUGCCAGGGGUUGGCCAUUGGACUGGGGCACCGGGGUGCCCCAGCCACAUGGCACAAAAAACGCGCGCAACACUUAGCACGAAAAGUGCUCGGAAUCUGUCACUGCAAGGAGAGCCCCUUGCACGCGCUCUGUGGCUGCACUCAAAGAUGCGCCGCAAUCUCCCAAUCAGAGCUGCCUAAGACGAAGCCACGACUGGGACAAGGUCGGACCCGGACAAAUCGGGGAUCUCUGAGAUCCGUCCUGUUCCUCUCCCCUGCGCGCCCGGGCCGCUCGCGGCGCCGCCGCCCUGGCCUGCCGCGCGCGCGCGCGUGCGGGCCGCCGCUGCCGCGCUGCCGCGUCGCAGAGACUGGCAGGCGUGGCCGAAGCCGAGGGGGCGGUCGCUCUGUCGCCGCAGAGGCCUCCUGCGCACCUCGCCGACCACCGGCGCGGCAGGGGUGACAGCGGCGCUGCAGUCUGCGUGCCCGCGCAUGAAGUGGCAGACGGCAGAUCAGGACAGCUGCGGCCAGCCUUCCGCGUGAGCAGCGACACUUCCGAACAUGACGAUCGAGAGAGCUUGCAGCAGAGGCAACAGGGCCGCGCGAGGGCCGCCCUCCACGACGCUCACGCGAUGGACAACUCCACCCACGAGCGAUGAUCGGGCAAAUGUGCGGCUCGAUACGUAAUAUGCCGGCGUGCCGUUCCCGCGGGGCACGAGAGUUGGCCAGACUCUUGAAACAGGCAACGUGCCGGCUACGCACAAGCCUCUGACGCAGACCCCGCAAUGCACCGUGCGUUCUGGCGUGAAGCCUGCAGAGGGCAGCAUCCGUGGCAGAGAGACGGCCGAGCUGUCUGCCCGUCACGAGUUCGCUCUUAUGUCCACCCCGUUGGCGGGGGGGUCCAUCCCGGCUCGUUGCCGCACUCGUCCCUGGUUUGAGCUGAGCGUGCUUUCCUUAUUUUCCUUCUUCCCCUCUCCUGAUUGCUGAUGCCUCUGCGUGGGCGCAGUCAAACUGCGCUCGCGCGCCUGGAAGAGGACAUGCACCUGCGGCACGCGGCGCGGACAGGUUCCGGCGCGGAAUGCCACUCGUUGGUGCCCCCAGCCUGGCCUGAAGCGCUUAUGGCGGAGGCUGCGACCGGUCCCGAGCUUGAGGGGGCCGAGACCUCUGGGGAAGGGGUCCGACAACGACUCGGGAUCCGCAACAUGCUCGUGCUCCUCCACCUGCACCGCUUUCGGCGCUCCUGUGGCCGGCACGCGCCGGAGAGCCGAUGCCUCCGCGGCAGAGCUGCAAGCGUGGAGGCAGCGUGCGGGUGAGCCCAGCAUGGAGGCGCCGGGCAGCGCCCGCACUGCCAGCCAUUGGCAGGACAGAAGGGCGGGGAGGGAGCAGGAGGGCGACCCUGGGAGAGCUCAGGGGGGCGGGGGAGAGCUUUGCAGCGCGUCGGCGGCUGCAACCAAAAGGAGACGGGACUGCCGAGAGGGCCUGCGGAGGCGCGGGCGGCAACUGGGAUGGCGGAGGGCCCCGCUCGGCCGCAGAGGUGCCGAGAGCGGCCGCAGGCCUGCUUGAGGUGGAUGGCACCUCGAGGCAAGCGCACGAUUUCCAAUGGGGCUAGCAAUUGCGGGCCCACAGAGGUGGAUGGCACCUCAGAAAGUGGACCUCGGCAUGUCUGGGAACACACUGCGCACCGAUCACCUAUAUAAAGG